Molecule: messenger RNA, 1467 nt
Organism: Adineta ricciae
Lineage: Eukaryota; Metazoa; Rotifera; Eurotatoria; Adinetida; Adinetidae
Source: the annotation of a GenBank genome assembly
AUGCCAUUUUUGUUCUAUCGUAUAUCGACAUGGCUAGUCAUCGAAUUGGUGGCCACGUCAAUCUUAGUCGUAUUAAAUCUGGUCAUUCCAGCUUUGAUGGCCUUUAGUUCAUAUCGCAAUGUCGUGAAUUUCUAUUUCUCAAGUGCUGCACUGUCAAGUUCAUUAUUGAAUUGUUUAUACAUUUAUUAUCUUGUCGAAACAUUACGUUCAAGAGGACUUUCGGAAAGUAAUUGUCGAGCUAUCUAUUAUUUACAAACAUCGUGUACUGUUGUACUUGCUUAUACAAUCACUGCAAUGCAUGCAAAUUUCGUCUUGUGUCUAUUAUCGUCAUCAUCGUCCGAUCAUCAACAUUCAUUACGUUCAUGUUUACAAUCAUGCGGCCUUUGUUUACGUAAAUUUUUUCGUCGAUUUUGCUUCUGUCUCGUCCUUCUCGUUUGGUCAUUGUCAUUUACAGCCACGAUUCCGUUGCUCUACACGAUCGAUUCGAAUGAGAAAAUUCCCAAACCGGUUUAUUGUCCAGGGACAACCCAAAUCAGUUAUCUCGAAGAAUGGUUCGAUCGCAAUCGAUUAACACAAAGUAUUAUCUUCAACCUAAUUCCAUUAUUAGUCACAUUAUUUAUAUCCGCCAUAGCUCUAUUGAAACUGUUCUCUGAAUGUCUUUUCUACAUUUAUUUGCGUUGUAAAAUGUGUAAAUGUUUUCCAUGUCGAAAACGCUCCUCGUGUUCAUCGUCAAAUCGUCAUCGUCAUCCUCAUGAGAGCCGACAACAGGGUCUCUCGAUACCGAAUUCGAUCUCAAUGCUUUCAUCACUUGGUAUUGUCAGUAAUAGUAAUAUUCCAAGUAGUAGUUACAAUUUAGCACCAAUGACCGAAUCACCAACACCUACAAGUGAAACCACAAUAUCGUCAUCGAAUAUUAUCCUACAAUCAUGUGGACAUUGGUGCUCGUCAUCGUUUCUUCGUUUUUUACUUGUCUUAUCAUGUUGUCUACUCGCGUGUAUUUAUCCUAUUGCCAUGCGCUUUUAUCUAGUCUAUUUCUCUGUACUUAUACCACUUAUAUUUGCUGUGCUUAACUACUCGCUAGGACAACUUACUCCAUUGCAAACGACAACAACGACAAUAACAGCAAACACAUUACCAACGACAGCAACGAGUACCAUAGUGGCAUCGCCAUCGGGCCAAUCGGCAAUCAAUACAGAAAAUCGUUUUAUCAGCACAAAUGAGACAAUUACAACACGAUUAAUUCAACGAAAUGCUUCAUUGAAACGUGAACGAGGGUGUUCAAAUAAUCAGAGAGAGAAUCAGGAACAUAGUCUUGUUACACCCUCGAGUUCAUGGCAAUCGACAACAAUACAACCAGCACGUACGAAUGCGCAAACACAACCACAUCGAACCAUGAUAACAGGCAAACAGAAAUAUUUUUCAAACAAUUUAUAUGAAAAUUACAAUCGAAAUAUAAUCAUGCGAUAG